CUAAAGAAAGCUUCGGAGGUGGCGUGCCUUCUGCGUGGCGGUCACAUGACUGUGGCGCUGCAAGAGGCGGAGGACCGAGACAUGAGCUGUGUGGUGUCCAGUCUGGUCCAGGUAAUGUGCGACCCCCACUGUCGCACACGCCUUGGCUUCCAGAGUCUGGUGCAGAAGGAGUGGGUGACGGCGGGCCACCGCUUCUACAGCCGCACCAACUAUCACCGGGACAACGACAAAGAGGAGGUGAAAGCAUGUUGCCUCAUUGUCUCCCCAUCUUCCUUGCCCCCC
Molecule: messenger RNA, 282 nt
Organism: Hippocampus comes (tiger tail seahorse)
Lineage: Eukaryota; Metazoa; Chordata; Actinopteri; Syngnathiformes; Syngnathidae
Product: myotubularin-related protein 10-like
Exons: 2
Biological process (GO): phosphatidylinositol dephosphorylation
Cellular component (GO): cytoplasm; membrane
Source: RefSeq, a predicted model, not a curated record